AUGAAAGCCAUGCUUCGCGGUUUAUUUCAUAAUGGACCCUUUCGCACAGUACGGGUUCUGACACGAUUACCUCAAUGCCAAUGCCAAAGAUGGCCUGUAUACAACCACCACCGGCUCUUUUCCCUCUCCGCACCGGCACACGAUAAACCGCUCCCUCCGCGUCUUAAAAUCAGCGAUGCCGAUCUGACCAUUUCCUAUCUCAAGGGCACAGGCCCUGGGGGGCAAAAAAUUAACAAAACCAAUUCCGCCGUGCAGAUAAUCCACAAACCCACUGGUAUUGUCGUCAAGUCGCAAGCGACCCGCUCGCGGUCUCAGAAUGAGAAAAUUGCAAGGCAAUUGCUUGCGGAUCGCGUUGAGGAAUUGGAAAAAGGGGACCAGAGUCGGACUGCCAUCAAGGCGGAGCGGGCCAAGAAGAAAAAGGCCAGUAAAUUGAAGAAGACGCGGAGGAAGUAUCGUGAGCUAGAGGACAAGGAGGUCGAGAGCGAUGAGGGUGAGGAGCAUGAUUCUGUUUCGCCAUCGGGAGACCAACCACCACCAGAGACACAAGGCCGGUGA
Messenger RNA from Aspergillus chevalieri, 555 nucleotides. Its product is annotated as peptide chain release factor family protein. Gene Ontology annotation, molecular function: translation release factor activity. The record is from RefSeq and is a predicted model, not a curated record. NCBI's taxonomy places the organism in Eukaryota, Fungi, Ascomycota, Eurotiomycetes, Eurotiales, Aspergillaceae. The transcript is spliced from 2 exons. Gene Ontology annotation, biological process: translational termination. Gene Ontology annotation, cellular component: mitochondrion. The coding region runs from base 1 to 555 and encodes 184 amino acids.